Amoebophrya sp. A120 is the source of this 3254-nucleotide messenger RNA. The record is from the annotation of a GenBank genome assembly. Lineage: Eukaryota; Dinophyceae; Syndiniales; Amoebophryaceae.
AGUUGACUCAUCGGUCGUCUUGCGGAUUGAAAACUACACAUCAAAGAUGCAGCUGUAUUUUUAGGGUAAAGUUCGUUCUACAUGGUGCCGACAACGGUUAAAGUCCAGUAUCCAAGACUUUAUCGCGGCAAAAAAUAUUAUCCAGGACCCAUGGAAAAGACAUCGUUUGUUACGCAUCGAGAACGGCUCCGAGUACGACCCCUAGCCAAUCAAAGAUACCUGCUUUGUUCAUUUUCAUACCAUGUUUACUUUGUCUCGCACUUGUUUUCGCGCACAACAUUGUCAGUCCGCUUCAACACAAAGCGCAGUAAUUUUUACCGGGAAAGCUAUUCGCUCUUUCCGCCCCCUAUACAUGAGGAUGACGAGGACGUCGAGUUCGACCCGUUUUUACUAAAAGUCCACGAAGACCGCGACCUCCCACCGUCCGGAAGUUUAUUUGCGAAUAUGACGUCUAACCCGAAGACCGCGGCGAACAACCUGUCUUCCUCCGAUAACAUGACCAGCAACACUACGAGUCUCGAGAUGGUGUUGGAGGCCUGGUCCGCCUGCGAGCCGGACAGCGGUUGGAAAGUGGACGCGGCCUACUUGGGUUGUGGCUACAGUUACCUGGAAACGCAACUGGGAGAAGGGUUUCUGACGUUGGAGCAGUUUCUGCAGGAGAUGACGCCCCCAGUCGAUUCGCUGCAAGACGACAGCACCAGUUCUUCCGAGGACGGAAUUAUAGAAGACGGGGCACCAAACGAGCUGAGUACGGCGAAGGCCGGAGCUCCACUGGCGGAGGGCAUAGAAGUAGAAGUUGUACCGUCACAAAAAAUAAACCCAGAUGAAGCAGUAGGAGAAGUUGUACUAGAUCCCUCGAGGAUAGAGCUGCUCGAGGAAGUAAAUGCAAUUCCUGAGCCAUCGGACGUCGUACCAAAGAACUGCGACCCAACUCCGGACAAAGACGUCGGUGGAGCAGAUCUACCACCUGCUAGUGCCAUACGCACUCAGCGUCAGCCACCGAACGAGCAGAUCGGCGGGUCGUCCUCUUCCACCGCGGCGAACCCACCCACAAAUCAUGCCGUUGAAGAAGCUGCCCAAGGUAGUCGUAGUAGUACCGCCGCCACUGCCACUAGCUCCGCAUCCCCCGAGUUCCGAAAAAUCCCUUUCUUUCUCUUCUGGCGCGGGAUCGGCACGGUCCUGCUCAAAUCGGGCCACUGGGCGCACCGGCGCGGCGCGAAACUACCGACCAGUCAAAGUUUGUUUCUGGAGCUGGAGAUCCUGCGGGAACGGAUUCUGCACAAGCACGGGCCCGACAAGGUGUCGCACAGCAGUUUGCGGCUGGAACUGGAGCACGCGGUGGGGAUCGCGAGUGGAAACACUAAGCCCUUCUGGCUGGACUGUCAACAGGUAUGGUAUGGAAGUAAGUUGUGUUGUGCUGUCUGCAGCUCUGGGCAGGCGAGAGAAAUCUUUUCAGGUUUUGACAACCUCGUAUGAAUCUGAAAGCAGAAGUUUCUUGAUGACCUACUACAGGAGUUGUUGUACUAGUUGUCUCGGUAUUUUAAAGACAAGAGAUGAGAAGACUCUGUAUAGCAUGAUUUACUAUACACAGUGCGUCACCGACAGUUUCCCGCAAGACCAGCAGACGAUCUCCGAGGAGCAACUUACUAUCCUGACGCUCGCGUGGCUGAACGAAGCCGCAAUCUACAGCCGGAGGUUGCAGCACGUCGACUACGAAUUUAGCGAGGAGGAAGCGGGGGAAGCGACGCAGUACCUGGACCCCCGGGAGUUCGAGAGAAGACAACCCUUAACCGUGUUGCCGAACCAGCACAAGAUCGACAUCCGGCCGGACUACGUUGGUGAGCCCGGGAGGUUAUUUUCUGGGACAAACAAAAGGAAUUUCGCAAAUGCUACAUCAGGCUCCUCGGGCGAAGAAGCUGGAAAUUAUGCUGAUCAGAUACCAAACGAAAAUCCCGGAAAUACUAGUACCACCCUCUUCUCCGGCAUUAUGCGUGCGGUUGAGCAGCCGCCAGGAGGUGGUGCGUGGCGCGGAAGUAGUGGCGGUGGUAAUGCUACUAGUAAUGCUACCGGAAUAAAGAAUCGCAGCUCGAAUACAACGAAGCUUGGGGUGGAUUUGUAUGACCAAGAAACGGCCUCUACCGCCACCGGAUCUGCGUCUUCCGGGGAGCCGGAUUUUACUGAGACUACACCCAUUCAGUACGACGAGUAUGGCAAUGCCAUCGUGCCGAAAAAGCCGCCAAAAAUCUACCGAGAACUCCCGCGAGACGGGACGGACAUCACGGGCGGAAUUUGGGAGUGCAACGUGACGAACGGAAUCCCCGUCUUCGUUCACGUGUACGACGUGUCGCAGGAAGACUCCAUCAAACGGCUCAACCGGUUCACCGCCCACAAAAAAUCGCCGAUCAAGCUCGGCGGCAUAUUCCACGCGGGCGUGGAGGUUAACGGGUUGGAAUGGAGUUACGGUGCGACGUUUUCGGACACCGCUUGCGGCAUCGCCUGUAACGAACCGAAACAGCAUUCGCAGCACAGGUAGGAUUUUUGUAUUACAGGAGAGGAGGAUCUCUUCCUACAUUCAAAUAACCCUAUGAGACGCAUGUUGCUGCAGUUGUACUUUGAAGAUUUCUGCCCCAGCAACAAACUUCUGCCCCAGCAACAAAUUUCUGCACCAGCAACAAAAGAUCAUCAAAAACCAAAGAUACCGGCAAACCAUCUUCGUGGGGCUUUGUAAGCUGACGAACGAGAACAUCGCGGAACUUCUCGGAAACGCGGUGGAAAAGUGGCCGGGCGACGACUACGACUUGCUCCGCCGGAACUGCUGCCACUUCGCCGACGAAUUUUGCAUCCAACUCGGCGUCGGCCCCCUCCCCGCCUGGAUCCACCGGUUCGCCCGGAUUGCCAGCACGCUGGAUUCCAUGUACACAAGUCUGAGCAAUUUGGGGAAGAAGUGCUACGGCGGGAACGGGACGGAGGAAGACGACGAAGGAGGCGGGGAUCAGCAGAUAAACAGCACCGCACAGCUGGACCAAAUUUACGCCAACUUCGAUUACAACAACGUGCAGACGCAGAAUUUCAACAACGUGUCGUCAACGCCUUUGAACAGAACUGCUGGAGGACCACCGGCGGGGCACACCGCAGCAACGAUAUCGGGAGAUCAACAUCCGCGUACCAGUGGGGGCUCGGCUGCGAUGCCGCCCGGGGCGGUGUACACGACGAGAAAUGGUGCUGCGGCGGUGUACAGCCACCAGAUGUACUGA